Messenger RNA from Pararge aegeria (speckled wood butterfly), 3279 nucleotides. Its product is annotated as lactase-phlorizin hydrolase-like. Bases 1 to 3279 code for a protein of 1092 amino acids. The record is from RefSeq and is a predicted model, not a curated record. Lineage: Eukaryota; Metazoa; Arthropoda; Insecta; Lepidoptera; Nymphalidae. Gene Ontology annotation, biological process: carbohydrate metabolic process. The transcript has 22 exons. Gene Ontology annotation, molecular function: beta-glucosidase activity.
AUGACCCUAAAGUUCUCUCCACCGACCGUCACUAUAUUCCAAGACUACGCUUUCAGUCUUCUAUGGGUAGGGGGCUGGUGCCUAGACCUAAAAUUCCCCCCAGGGUUUCAGUUUGGUGCAGCUACAUCAGCGUAUCAAGUGGAAGGUGCUUGGAACGUCAGUGAUAAGGGUGAAAAUAUAUGGGAUUCUAUGCUGCAUAGUAAUCCAAGUUUAAUAAGCGAUGGUAUGAACGGUGACGUGUCCUGCGACUCCUACCACCAGUGGAGAACUGAUGUACAGAUGGCUCACAACUUGGGAUUACAUUUCUAUCGUUUCUCAGUAUCCUGGAGCAGGAUUUUACCGACAGGAUUCCCGAACAGGAUAAGCGAAGACGGAGCAAAAUAUUACAAUAAACUAAUCGACGGCCUGCUGAAGAAAGGAAUAGAGCCUGUAGUAACACUUUACCAUUUCGAUCUGCCUCAGAGUAUACAAACCCUCGGAGGCUGGACUAACCCCCUAAUAGCUGACUGGUUCGCCGACUACGCUCGCAUCGUCUUCAGCCUCUACGCCGACCGGGUCAAGACCUGGAUAACCAUCAACGAGCCACUAAUAAUGUGUGACCACAUUUACAACCUGGGCAACGUUGUCCCGAUGGUGCACGAAGAGGAGCUUGGGCCUUUCCUGUGCAACAAGAACGUCCUUCUGGCGCAUGCUAAGGCUUGGAGGAUUUAUGAUGAGGACUUUAAGCCGCAAUACAAUGGUAAGCUUUCAAUAGCAAACAACCCUAUAUGGCUCGAUCCAGCUUCAGAAAAAGAUGAGGAGCUGACAGAACUUGCGAGAGAAUUCGGAGCUGGCCGUUACUCGGAUCCCAUUUAUUCCGCGGAAGGCGGGUGGCCGCCAUCCAUAGAGAAGAUAAUGGCGGAAUAUAGCAAAAAGCAAGGCUAUCCUUAUUCAAGGUUACCCUCGUUCACUGACGAAGAGAAGAAACUCAUUCAAGGCACAUACGAUUUCUACAGUCUGAACCACUACACAGCUCGUCUAGUACGAGAAGCACAUAAAAACGAGACACCAGGACCCUGGUUCGUCGCCGGCUCGAAGGAGCUGAAUGCUGUAUUGGAGAUUGAUCCGACAUGGGCGUACACCGAUUUAAGUUACCUAGCGGUAGCACCGAAAGGCAUUCGUCGUCAAAUCAAAUGGCUUAAAGAUCGCUACAACAAUGUCAGCAUUUUAAUUACGGAAAAUGGCUUCGCGACACGCGACCCAGAUUUGUAUGACACCGGGCGGAUCAACUUUAUACGGGAUUAUUUGAAAGAGAUAUUGCUGGCCAUAAAAGAAGACGGCGCGAAUGUGAUUGGCUACACAGUCUGGUCGCUUAUGGACAACUUCGAGUGGAUGUUCGGAUAUUCGUUGAAAUUCGGUCUAUACUCAGUGGAUUUCAAAGAUCCACAGCGCCUACGUGAGCCACGUGCCUCCGCAUUCUUCUAUUCGAGUGUUAUCAAACACCACUCCCUGGACAUACCACACUCAUCACAUCAAUACCAUCACUUGAAAAGAAAGAACUUGAUACAAGAUAAAACGUCAGCUACGUCUAGGAUUAGAGUUAAUUGUGAAUUAAUGCUUAUAUACACGCUUAGUUUAGCAUAUAUUUUAGUAAAAACAAUGCUUAUCACAAUGGUUUCUUUCCAAGCAGUUGUUUUGUGUGCUCUCUUCACGCGGACGUGGGGCAUCGACCUGACCUUUCCACGAAACUUUAAAUUUGGAGCCGCGUCAGCUGCGUACCAAGUCGAAGGUGGAUGGAACGCUGAUGGCAAAGGUGAAAGCAUAUGGGACAGAUACGUCCAUGAGCACCCAGAGGUGAUCAAAGGUGGUGCGACUGGUGACGUGGCUGCAGAUUCCUACCAUCGGUGGCGUGAUGAUGUGCGAGCCGCGACAAAGCUGAAACUACAGUUCUACAGGAUCUCAAUAAACUGGCCUCGUAUUUUGCCCUCGGGUUUUACCAACGAGAUCAACCAAGCUGGCGUCAAAUACUACAGCGACCUCAUCGACUCUCUCCUCGAAGCGGGCAUCGAACCGAUUGUAACUCUAUACCACUGGGAACUGCCAGUGAAGAUCCAAGACCUUGGAGGCUGGGCCAACCCGCUUAUCGUAAAAUGGUUCGGAGAUUAUUCAAGAGUAAUAUUUUCGUUGUACGCCAACCGCGUCAAGACCUGGCUGACUAUGAACGAACCCGUCGCCGUCUGCGACUACGUAUACAACUCUGGUCUCUACGCUCCUGGAGUUAAGGAGCCAUUCUUCGGACCGUAUCUGUGCAAUAAGCAUUUGAUGCUUGCACACGCUAAAGCUUACAGAAUUUUCGAUGAGGAGUUCAGACCGAAAUACACAGGGAAAAUCUCGCUCGCGAACAACGUACUGUGGAUAGAGCCUCUGACCGCUAACGAUACUGAGCUGGCACAACUUGGCCGGGAGCACCAGACCGGAAGAUACUCGCAUCAAGUUUUCUCGACGAAGGGCGGCUGGCCGCCUUCCGUUGAAAAGGUGAUGUUGGAGUACAGUCUGAAACAUGGAUUCAAGGAGUCCAGACUGCCCCCAUUCACUAAAGAGGAGAUCGAAUUUAUGAAAGGUACAGCAGAUUUCUACGGAAUGAACUACUACACCACCAAUCUGAUUAGACGAGCCAAACCUGGUGAAGAUUACGGUGUUUGGUUCUUCACAGGAUCACCGGAGCUGGACGCAAUUUUAGAAUAUCCGCUGGACGCGUAUUAUGGCGAAUCUCCCUUACUUCCGAUCGUCCCUAAAGGCCUCCGCAAAGAGCUGGCGUGGUUGAAAGAGCAGUACGGCGACAUCGAUUUCCUCAUCACGGAGAACGGUCUUUCCACGAGCAGCUACAAUCUCGCAGACUACGACAGAGUCAAAUAUAUGAAGGAACAUUUGGAGCAGAUCCUGCUCUCAAUCAAAGCGGACAAUGUCAGCGUGAUAGGAUACGGAGCUUGGUCUCUCAUCGACAACUUCGAAUGGUUGGGAGGAUACGGGACUAAAUUCGGUCUAUACGAAGUAGAUUUUGAGCAUCCUAAUCGGACCAGAACUGCACGCGCUUCCGCGUAUUACUACAGUUGUAUCAUCGAAAAGCGAUCUCUGGACGUCCCGGAUUCCUGCUUCAAGAAGAACUACCCCGUUCAUAAUAUCAGAACAAGGGAAACGGAACCAAAAAAAUGUCCAAACAGUGGCUAUGUUUUAACAAACAGUGGACACUGUUUAAAUAUUUUCCCCUUAGCAUUAAGUUUUAUAUUAAGCAAACUAUAG